AUGAAUUAAAACUAAGUUCUCAGUCGUCUCUCUUGCAAGGAUAUCAAUGAUUAUAGUUUUAUAAAGAUGUUGGGCACAGGAUCAUAUAGUGAAGUCUUUUAGGGCAAAAACAAAACAAACGGAGAAGAAACUGCCAUCAAAGUGAUUGAUAAGGUAUUUUUAGCAAAGCAAAAUAAAAGUCAUCUCAUCUAUUUGGAAUCUAAUGCUCUUACGUCAAUAAAUCAUCCUGGUGUUAUAAAAUGUUACGCUACGUACGAGUCUAAUACAAAGUUAUAUCUCUCCCUUGAAUUGAUGAAUUGGGGCACAUUCAGGGAUUUCAUCAAAGAAAGACAACUUACAACGAGGGAAAUUCAAUUUUAUGCUGCCUAAUUGGUUGUCAUUUUAGAGCAAGUUCACAAACGAGGAGUAGUUCAUAGAGAUGUCAAACCCGAGAACCUGAUGAUGACACAGGACAAAUUCAUAAAGCUAAUUGAUUUCGGGACCAUCCUUUUAUUUAAAGGAAACGAGGUUAUAAAGGAAGAAUCCGAUAUAAAAUUUUGCAGAAAAUCCAGUUUUUGUGGAACAGGAGAAUACUUGUCUCCAGAAUUACUUGAUCAAAAUUGUUGUGGUCCUCAAUCAGAUCUCUGGGCACUAGGUGUGAUUAUUUAUGAAUUGUUCACUGGAAAAACACCCUUUCAAAGUGACGUUGAAUACAUUAUGUUCCAAAACAUCUCAGACAAAGAACCAAACUAUGAUUUAAUCAAGGAUCAGACUGCUGUGGAUUUUAUAUAGAUGCUCUUAACCAAAGAUGCAAGCACAAGAUUAACAGAAGCUAUUGAAAAUGAUUGUGAUUAUUCAAUCCUAAAGUAACAUCCCUUCUUAUCCAAUGUGAACUUUGAAACUUUGUGGGUAGAACAAAAAGAAACACAGGAACAACCUAAAUUCGAAAGGAAAAAUAUUCUGAGAGGUAAAACAACCUUAGUUAAUGAUGGAGUAUCUUUGAUUCUAAGUGGUAUUGUUGAUAAACAUUCAGGAGUUCUAAUGUUUGGAUAAUACACGCCUAGAACUAUGCAACUAAUUUAAAAACAUUUUUCUUAAGAACUUUUUUAUUAUAAUCCAUAUAAAAAGAAAAAUCAUCAAAUAGAAUUGAUCAAAGCUAAAUGUAAAUUAGGGAAUGAUGGUGAAUUUGUAAUUACCAGUAACAAUAAAAAAUAUUUCUUUAAAUAAAGAGAACAUCCAGCAACUUAGUGGGUGGCCUUAAUCAAUAAUGCAAUCUCUUAUAACAAAUAAUUUUAAUAAUGAAUAUAAUAAAGUUAAUUAAUAACAAAAUUCAUCAA
Paramecium tetraurelia is the source of this 1316-nucleotide messenger RNA. RefSeq lists its product as uncharacterized. NCBI's taxonomy places the organism in Eukaryota, Ciliophora, Oligohymenophorea, Peniculida, Parameciidae. The transcript is spliced from 6 exons. The record is from RefSeq and is a predicted model, not a curated record. Gene Ontology annotation, molecular function: protein serine/threonine kinase activity; ATP binding. Gene Ontology annotation, biological process: peptidyl-serine phosphorylation; intracellular signal transduction.